AUGUAUGUCCCGGUGAUGACGUUAUGCGGUCACAAUUACUGUUAUGAAUGCAUUUCGAGUUGGAUCGUGAGCAAUAACGCUAGCGAAUUGACUUGUCCACAAUGCAGAACUACCUUGGAUCAGCCUCCGAUUGUCAACUCUGCAUUGCAAGAUUUGCUAAGUGCAGUAAUAGAUCGCCAAAAUGAUCCAAAUUCAUCGAUUGAACGUGCGAGAACUCAAAGCGUAAAACUGCACAAGGAAGACUUGGCUGCAGGUAGUCUUUACAACAACGUUUUCGAAAACACUGCGUUGGCGGUGGUAGACGAUGACGAUGGUGUAGCACGCUGCAGUAGCUGCCACUGGGAAGCGGAAGGUGACACAUGUCCACAUUGCGGUGCGCGAUUGAGAAACAGACCACAAGAUUAUGACGAUUCCGACCAUGAGGGUUACCUAACUGAUAGCCCCGAGCCACGCGGAACUAGACUGCCUACCGGAACCAGUCGCCAUUCGUGGUCAUCGGACAACGAUUCAGGCCAUUCUGUGGACAGCGACGCGGACAACUCGGGCAGUGAUGAUGAUCAGCGUCCCAUAGGAAGCGCCCGGGACAUUCUGAACAGAGUGAACGCUUCGGGUCGCACUCACCUCUUGAGCGAUGGUUCUGAGCACGAUUCGGACCUGGACUCCUUUAUCGUGGACGAAGCUGAGGAAGACGACAUGAGUCGAGAAAGCAGCGACUCUUCAUCUUCGGCAAGGAUUAUUCCGAGAGCUGUCAAUUUUGAAAAUCUUGAUAGUGACGAAGCCAAUCAAGACGAAAUGAGUCGAAGGGGCAGCGACAGCUCUUCCUCAGGAAGGAUUACCACGAGGCCUUUCAAUAAUGAAGACUUUGAUAGUGACGAAGAUGAUGAAGAUUUAGAACGCGACAGCGACUUCUGGGAGCACAACGAGGAGGAAGGACAUGUGAGCGGUGACAGUCUUGACGACAUUAAUGGCGCUGACAGAAAAAUCAAGAAGAGAAGAUUUCAAGUCAUCGACGACAGCGAUGAGGACUAA
Molecule: messenger RNA, 1029 nt
Organism: Lachancea sp. 'fantastica'
Lineage: Eukaryota; Fungi; Ascomycota; Saccharomycetes; Saccharomycetales; Saccharomycetaceae
Source: the annotation of a GenBank genome assembly